AUGAUGCGUCCCAUGAUGGACCACUUGCAGCAAACAGACAACUCCGUGGACUAUGCCCAACGACAGGUGAACCGGAUUAGCAUGGACCUAGCCGAAGUCAAAGCAGACGUCGACCGGACCAACAAGUACCUUGCGAUAUUGCGGCAGGGCUUGGGGGUGCAAAAUGAGGGCAAAUGCGUAUUGCAACGAAGUCUGGAGUCAAAUACCCGGACUGUCAAGAGGCUGGAUGAGCAGAUGGAGAGUCUUUUGACCGCUUUGGACCGUGACCUGUGCAAAGCCCUUCCCCCGCAGAAUGACAAGCGGUUAAUGGACCAACGUUGGUCUGGAAAGGAGCUCUCGCAGAAGGUCAGCGAGCACACGAUCACAAUCGAUGAUUUGCAGGCCAAAGUCGACCGCAUCGAAGCUCCAAAGGAUGAGGGCAUGAACGAGCCACGUAUCGAGGCGUGGGCAGCUGAUCAGCCAUGA
This is a messenger RNA of Durusdinium trenchii, 465 nucleotides long. Lineage: Eukaryota; Dinophyceae; Suessiales; Symbiodiniaceae. The record is from the annotation of a GenBank genome assembly.